AUGAAAGACAUCUUCAAACCCCUCGUAUACGUCGCUCUCUGCAUCAUAGCAAUGGCCGAAGGUGUAACCCGCUACCAAACCGACCCGCCAGCCGGAGUCAUCGUCCUGCAAGACAGACAGGCGCUGAACGACCUGGUCACCGAGAACCCCGAAACCUUCCUGAACCCCGAAAAUGGAGGCUAUUACUUGAAAACAUCCCAGGAUGAGGAAGUCAUCGCCAUUGCUGGUGACGAGCUGUGUGCAGAACUGGAUACCGCCGUGGCGACGGUGGAGGCCCUUGGUGAUGAUUAUGAUGAUGAUGAUGAUGAUGAUGAUGAAGGCGUUACCAAGAGAGAGGAUAAUCUCGCUUGUGGUGGUGAUUGUUCGCUGGAGAAUUUGAAGGUUUGCAUCUGA
Messenger RNA from Aspergillus heteromorphus CBS 117.55, 393 nucleotides. RefSeq lists its product as uncharacterized. The transcript has 2 exons. Lineage: Eukaryota; Fungi; Ascomycota; Eurotiomycetes; Eurotiales; Aspergillaceae. The record is from RefSeq and is a predicted model, not a curated record. The coding region runs from base 1 to 393 and encodes 130 amino acids.